GUACGGACAUGGUUGCCGGUCGCUUUUGCCGUACGAGUAUUAAUACCGUGCGCUCCUUCACGACUGCCGUUGUUCCCAGAAGCUCCUUCUUCCCUCCUGUUCGCACUUGCAUAUCUAGAACUAAAGCGCCUUCCUUCCGACCUACCUACUCGAACCGUAACUUUUUCGCAACAAUGGCCGUCAACACUCCCUACAUCACGCUGAACGAUGGCAACAAAAUGCCCCAGGUCGGCUUCGGCCUGUGGAAGGUUGAUAACGCUACGUGCGCGGACACUGUAUACAAUGCCAUCAAGACUGGCUACAGGUUGUUCGACGGUGCCUGUGAUUAUGGCAACGAAGUCGAAUGCGGCCAGGGUGUCGCCCGCGCCAUCAAGGAGGGUCUCGUGAAGCGUGAAGAUCUCUUCAUCGUCUCCAAGCUCUGGCAAACCUUCCACGACUACGAGCAAGUCGAGCCCAUCACAAAGAAGCAGCUCAAGGAUUGGGGCAUCGACUACUUCGACCUCUACUUGAUCCACUUCCCUGUCGCGCUCAAGUAUGUCUCGCCCGAGACACGAUACCCACCUGGUUGGUUCUCCGACGAGGCGAACAGCAAGGUCAUCCACAGCAAGGCCAGGCUCGAGGACACUUGGAGGGCCUUUGAGGACAUCAAGUCCAAGGGACUGACCAAGAGCAUUGGUGUGUCCAACUACUCUGGUGCGCUCCUGCUUGACCUCUUCACAUACGCAAAGGUCAAGCCUGCAACUCUCCAGAUCGAGCACCACCCAUACUACGUCCAGCCUUACCUCAUCAAGCUUGCGGAGGAGCACGAUAUCAAGGUCACCGCAUACUCAUCUUUCGGUCCCCAGUCAUUCAUUGAGUGCGACAUGAAGAUCGCCGCAGACACUCCCCUCCUCUUCGACCACCCAGUCAUCAAGAAGAUCGCCGAGAAGCACAGCAAGACACCCGCACAGAUCCUGCUCCGAUGGUCGACACAGCGCGGCCUGUCCGUCAUCCCCAAGAGCAACUCGCAGAACCGUCUGCAGCAGAACCUGGACGUGACUGGCUUUGACAUGUCCGAGUCUGAGAUUGCUGAGAUUUCAGACCUUGACAAGAACUUGAAGUUCAACGCUCCCACCAACUACGGUAUCCCUUGCUACGUCUUCGCUUAGACGGUUGGCUUUGCAUCGCAUUUAUGAUAUAUACAUGGCGCAUGGGAUCUUCGACCUGGCAUUGGUGCCUAGGAACGCAACUUACAUAGCAAUGAACAAC
This is a messenger RNA of Parastagonospora nodorum SN15, 1248 nucleotides long. RefSeq lists its product as hypothetical. Bases 9 to 1148 code for a protein of 379 amino acids. The transcript is spliced from 3 exons. NCBI's taxonomy places the organism in Eukaryota, Fungi, Ascomycota, Dothideomycetes, Pleosporales, Phaeosphaeriaceae. Gene Ontology annotation, biological process: D-xylose catabolic process. The record is from RefSeq and is a predicted model, not a curated record. Gene Ontology annotation, molecular function: D-xylose reductase (NADPH) activity. Gene Ontology annotation, cellular component: cytosol.